CUCUCCAUAUAUACCGGCGUUAGCUCUUCUCAUUCACUCAACCCCCAUUCCCCAUUUCUCUCUCUUCUUUCUCUCUCUCCAACAUUUUCUGGGUGAGUUUAUCAGAGAAAUUGUUUCUGAUAGCUCAAAAAAUCCACAUUAUUAAGCUAUUGUUUUACAUACACACACACACACACACACACACAUUUACAGUAGAAACAGAUCUGUAUAUUGUACAUUUUAAAAACGAAAUGGAGAAAUCAGUGGGGCUCUGUUUUUCAAUGGCUCCCCUGUUUCUGGUGCUCUGUUUUCUUCUUCCUCCUGCAUUCGCCGGCCACGACUACGGCCAAGCUCUGACGAAGAGCAUUCUCUUCUUCGAAGCUCAGAGAUCCGGUUACUUGCCCGGUAGCCAGAGAGUCCAAUGGAGGGGUAAUUCCGGCCUCAACGACGGAAAAUUAAACGGGGUGGAUCUAGUCGGAGGUUAUUACGAUGCCGGCGACAACGUGAAAUUCGGACUGCCGAUGGCGUUCACCGUUACUAUGCUGUCGUGGAGCAUACUCGAAUACGGCAAGCAAAUGGGCGCCAGCGGCGAACUCGGCCACGCCAUUGACGCCGUUAAGUGGGGCACUGAUUAUCUCAUCAAAGCUCACCCUGAACCUAACGUCCUCUACGGCGAAGUGGGAGAUGGAAACACAGAUCACAACUGCUGGCAGAGGCCGGAGGAUAUGACCACCUCAAGAGCUGCUUACAGAAUCGACCCCAGCCACCCUGGAUCUGACCUCGCCGGAGAGACCGCCGCCGCCAUGGCCGCCGCUUCCAUCGUCUUCCGCCGCUACAAUCCUUCCUACUCGGCCGAGCUCCUUAAACACGCCUACCAGCUCUUCGAUUUUGCGGACAAGUACAGGGGCAAAUACGACAGUAGCAUAACUGUUGCGCAGAAGUACUACCGAUCUGUUAGUGGAUAUGCAGAUGAAUUAUUGUGGGGAGCUGCAUGGCUAUACAAAGCAACAAACAAUGGGUACUAUUUGAAUUACUUAGGGAAGAAUGGAGAUGCACUUGGUGGAACUGGUUGGGGCAUGACUGAAUUUGGUUGGGAUGUUAAGUAUGCUGGUGUUCAGACACUGGUUGCUAAGUUCUUGAUGGCAGGGAAAGGUGGAAGUUAUACACAGGUGUUCGGAAAGUACCAGGAGAAAGCAGAGUUUUUCAUGUGCUCGUGCUUGGGUAAAGGCAACCGGAACGCUCAAAAGACACCUGGCGGCCUCAUUUUCCGACAAAGAUGGAACAACAUGCAGUUUGUUACCAGUGCUUCUUUCCUCAUGACUGUCUACUCCGAUUAUCUAACAUCCGCAGGCAAGUCGCUCAAGUGUGCUAGCGGCAAUGUUUCCCCUACCGAGCUUCUUUCCUUUGCUAAAUCUCAGGUUGACUACAUACUAGGAGACAACCCGCGAGCCACGAGUUACAUGGUUGGAUACGGAAACAAUUACCCGAAACAAGUGCACCACAGGGCAUCCUCAAUUGUGUCCUAUAAAGUUGACCCAUCGUUUAUUAGCUGCAGAGGAGGUUACGCCACUUGGUUUGGCAGAAAGGCCAGUGACCCUAACCUCCUCACUGGUGCAAUUGUUGGUGGACCCGAUGCUUAUGACAAUUUUGCUGAUCAAAGAGAUAAUUAUGAGCAAACGGAGCCUGCUACGUACAACAAUGCCCCGCUUCUCGGCAUUUUAGCCAGACUCCAUGCUGGUCACAGUGGCUAUAAUCAACUUCUUCCUGUGGAGUUACCUAGUCUUAAACCAUUUGCUGCAAAUCUAAAUCCAGCAGCAAAGCCAUGGCGAGACCCUCUCCAGUUUCGUCGUCUACCAAAUCGAUUGUUGUUACUCAGAAGGUGACAGCUUCGUGGGUUCAGAAGGGAAAGAUUUACUACAGAUACUCGACGACAAUCACGAACAAGUCAUCCAAGAACUUGAAGAAUUUGAAGGUUUACAUCUCCAAGCUAUACGGUCCUCUAUGGGGCCUAACAAAAUCAGGCGAUUCCUACAUUUUCCCGUCGUGGGUGAACUCUUUGGGUGCUGGAAAAAGCAUCGAGUUUGUGUAUAUUCACUCUGCUUCUCCAGCAGAGGUGUCGGUCUCGAGCUACAAUCUCGUUUGAUAAGCCGGAGAAAGAGGUUUAUUAAUCACACUUCACUCCGUUUGUUACUUUGGGUUGUGAUAAAGAAAAUUGUGCAGAUAUAUAUUAUAUAAUAUAUAGACGACACCAUCCAGUUUGAAGUUUGAAGUUACUUUUGAAGUUAUGUGUUGAUUUGUGAGUAGGAUUUAAAGGGUAAAUAAGGUUGAGAAAUGGAUGAAGAAAGGAGCGAAGAGACGAAUAUUGAAACGGGUGCUCAUCCUCUUUCUUCUCCUACAGUGAAAAAGAGAUGUGAUAAUGAGAGAAGUCAAGAACACAUCUCCCUACAGAUUGAGUUUCUUUAGUUUUUUCCAUUUGAUGUGUUUGAUUGAUGUUGUUGUAACCUUUACAACAUUUUGUUGCUUUUUCCCAAUAUGAAUAUAUACUAGUUUGCUUAAAAUCUUGUUUCUCUAAGCCUACUUUUCCAUUUUCUUAGGUGUAUGGCAAAUUUUGUUGUCUU
Messenger RNA from Erythranthe guttata (spotted monkey flower), 2597 nucleotides. It is a transcript of the gene GH9C2, whose product is annotated as glycosyl hydrolase 9C2. Gene Ontology annotation, biological process: carbohydrate metabolic process. Lineage: Eukaryota; Viridiplantae; Streptophyta; Magnoliopsida; Lamiales; Phrymaceae. Gene Ontology annotation, molecular function: carbohydrate binding; hydrolase activity, hydrolyzing O-glycosyl compounds. The record is from RefSeq and is a predicted model, not a curated record.